CACAGGACGAAGAAAAAUGAAGAUGGCGUCUGGCGGAGAAUACGUUUUUGUGGUUAAUAUAGUGCUGUUUUCUUCAUCAGCACGUACAUGUGCAAAUGUAUGCUGUUUCUUUGAGUAAACAUCGUCAAUGUUUGUUUUUACCGGAUGCAUUAGUCUGAGAGCACUAAAACAAUCAAUGACGCUUUCCGUGCGCGCUUGGCUUGCUAGUUAGCUUAGCUCUUUAGCUGCUAACAAAGAGACGCGGAAGUGAUCAAAACACAUCGCUAAGCAGAGAUCAAGUGUGAGUGUAAAGUGUUGUGAUUGUGUGAAAAUGUGUGAAAGAGCGAUAGCAGAGUAUGAGGAGGACCUUUCUCCAACAAAAGAGGAGAACAAGAGACAACAUCAACUACUGGACGCUGUUUACAAACUUAAAGUUGUGUUACACAAAACAGACCAGCAGCCCCCCCACAUUAAAGAGGAAGAGCCACAGCCCCCACACAUUAAAGAGGAAGAGGAAGAGCCAAAGUCUCCACAUAUUAAAGAGGAAGAGGAGGAAGUGUGGAUCACUCAGGAGGGAGAGUGUCUUCUAGGGCAGGAGGAGGCUGAUCUCACCAGGUUUCCGCUGACCGUUGUCUCUGUGAAGACUGAAGACCAUGAAGACAAACCACCUGAGUCCUCACACCUUCAUCACAGUCCAAAUAUCAGUGAAGAACAUAUUCUCCCCGGGCAGCGGGACUGGAUCUCCAGGAUGGAGCAGGAGCCACAGCUACCCUAUGUUAAAGAGGACGAGGACUCACAACCGCCCCCCAUUAAAGAAGAGGAAGAGGAGGAGUCACAGCACCCGCACAUUAAAGAGGAAGUAGAAGAACACAGCGACUAUCUUGAAGGACUGGAGGAGGUUGAUGUCACCAAGAUGCCAUUGACUGGUGCGAUUGUGAAGAGUGAAAAUGAUGAGGUCAAAGGUGAAAGUGAGGAGAAGAGAGAGGCAGAGCCUCCAAGCAGCAGCUCAACUCAACACAUGACAACAGAAGCUGAUGGAGACCACUGUGGAGGAUCACAAGCAGACAAGAUCUUAGCUCCACUAUCAGAUAGUGACGACACAACGUCUCACUCUCCUGACACUGAUGAUGGAGACUCUAAAGAUGAUAAGACAUGUCACACUGACAACACACACUUAACAUGUUCUCACUGUGACAAAACUUUUAGUUACCAGAGUAAACUGAAAAGACACAUGAGAACACACACUGGAGAAAAACCUUUUACCUGCUCAGUUUGCGGUAAAAGGUUUGCACAAAAAAAUGUGUUGAAAGAUCAUAUGCAAAUACACACAGGAGAAAAACCUUUUUCCUGUUCAGUAUGCGGUAAAGGUUUUGCACGAAGACAGGGUUUGAAAGUGCACAUGAGAACACACACUGGAGAAAAACAUUUUUCUUGUUCAAUCUGUGGUAAAAGUUUUAUGCAAAAUCAGUAUUUGAAAGAACACUUGAAAACACACACCGGGGAAAAAACCUAUUCCUGUUCAAGGUGCAACAAAAGCUUUUAUUACCAAUCAGCAUUCAUAAGACACAUGAGAACACACUCUGGAGAAAAAAUGUUGUCUUGUUCAAUCUGUGGUAAAGGUUAUAUACACAAUCAGUCUUUGAAAGAACACUUGAAAACACACACCGGAGAAAAAAUCUAUUCCUGUUCAAGCUGCAACAAAAGAUUUUAUUACCUAUCAGCAUUUAUAAGACACAUGAAAACACACACUGAAAAAAAAGCUUUUUCUUGUUCAAUCUGUGGUAAAUGUUAUAAACAAAAUCAGUGUUUGAAAGUACACACAAGAACACACUUUCGAGAAAACAAUUGUUCUUGUUCAAUCUGUGGCAAAUGUUUUACACAAAGUAGUGAGUUGAAAGUACACGUAAGAAUACACACUGGAGAAAAACCAUUCAUGUGCUCAAUUUGUAGUAAAAGAUUCACCCAGAAGGCAAAUUUGAUCAUGCACACAAGAAUACACACUGGUGAAAAACCUUAUAUAUGUUCAGAAUGUGGUAAAGCUUUUACACAAAGGCACUGUUUGAAAGCACACACAAGAAUACACACAGGAGAGAAAGUGUUGAGUUGCAGUGUGUGUGGUGAAAGAUUCUCUUCUAAGUACCAGUGUAAGAAACACAAGUGUGCUGGUGAGAACAGCAGCAGCAAAUGAAGCUGCAGGAUUUGAAAUAAACCGUCAAAACGUUCACUUUGACUUUCAAAGUCACAUCAUUGUGUGUAACACAAUCUUGUUAAUAUACUUUUAACAUUUCUAGAUUAUAUGUUUUAUAUUGGUACCUUUUUCAUGCAUUUAUAUACAACAUUGUGCACUGUUGUUUAAAAAUGAAUGGAUCAAUAUGACUGAAAAGGGAUAGUAAACAGUACAAAUCAUGUUACAUACAAUAAAAUAGUCUGUGUAUAUUCAUAUUCAUAAUUCACUUGCAUACUUAUUCAUAUUAGUGUUUUUAUAUUGGUUUUUGGAAUAAUCAAGUGUUACAUUUUUUUUUUUAAUUUUAAGCGAUUGCAUGGAUGAACUCAUUUAUACAUAUUUCUUUUACAUUUGUUCAUACGGACGCUAUCUGCAACACC
Molecule: messenger RNA, 2583 nt
Organism: Nerophis lumbriciformis (worm pipefish)
Lineage: Eukaryota; Metazoa; Chordata; Actinopteri; Syngnathiformes; Syngnathidae
Biological process (GO): regulation of transcription by RNA polymerase II
Cellular component (GO): nucleus
Molecular function (GO): DNA-binding transcription factor activity, RNA polymerase II-specific
Source: RefSeq, a predicted model, not a curated record